AUGAAUUCGGCAGAGAGUGGUUUACAUCGGCUUUUCAAAGCACAAGCGGCCAACACGCCGGACGACCCGGCAAUCGUCUUUCGGGGCGAGCGGACAUCCUACGCUCAGUUGGACCAGGCUACCGAUGCGUUGGGUGCCUAUCUUCUGGAUCGCGGUGUCUCAACGGAUGACCCGGUGGGCAUUUUCAUGGAGACCUGCCCGGAGUACAUCGUCGCCAGCAUUGGCACUUUGAAGGCGGGGGCCGCCUUCAUGCCCAUGGCCCUGGACUCGCCCGAACCUCAGCUCCGAGCCAUUUUGUCAGAAGCGCAGCCUAAGGUGGUGAUCACCCAGGCGCGGUACCUGUCCCGGUUGAAGCAGCUCACCGGAACGCAUGUAUUGCCUAUUGACAGCGGUCAGUCCUGGAGGGACUGCUAUGCCGCAACCUCUGGGGUAGAAGUUGCAAGCGACGACCCGGCCUUUCUGCCCUACACCUCCGGCACAACCGGGGACCCGAAGGGGGUGAUGCAGACCAGCGGCUCAGUCAUUUCGUCCUACUUCGCCAGGUACAAGUUCAGUUCUUAUGCCGUCGGGGACCGGGUCGCCUGCAACAUCUUCUUCCCGUGGGAGUUCCUCCGGCCGCUGCUCAAAGGAGGAACGGUGUACGUGAUUCCCGAUGACAUCGUAUUCCUUCCCAGGGCCCUCACCCAGUUUAUAGCGGAACACCAGAUUUCGGAGGUCCUGUUCACUCCGUCCCUGCUGCAGGGGAUCCUGAACUCAGCAGACCCUGAGCUCUUGCGCGACCGGCUGUCGUCGCUGAGAGUGGUAUGGCUGAACGGGGAGGUGGUGCCAACCAGCCUGUUGAAGCUGGCGUUGGACCUCUUCCCCAUUUCUGCCCGUGUUUUCAAUACCUACAGCAUCAGUGAGACUCACGACACCUGCACCAUUGAAUUGACGAAUUUGAGCACGGAAGGCAUGGACGCCUGCCCAGUGGGCCUACCGAUGGACGGCGUGACUGUCCGCGUACUCCCGGAAGGACUGCCCCCCCUGGCUCCAAGCGGGGUCGGCGAGUUGUACAUCGGCGGGCGCGGGCUUGCCCGGGGCUAUCUGAAGAGGCCCGACCUGGACGCAGAGAAGUUCGUCACUCUGGAUGGUGAGAGGUACUACGCGACCGGCGACCUGGCCGAGGUGGAUGCGCGGGGGAUGACAACAAUCGUUGGGCGAACCGAUUCGAUGGUCAAGAUCAGGGGUUACAGCGUUUACCUGGGCGCCAUCGAGGAAGCUUUGCGGAAGCACUGUGGCGUGGCCGAUGCAGCUGUGUUGGCUGAAACGCAAGAUGAAACCAACAAGCGGUUGGUGGCCUACGUGGUACGGGGCCCGCAGGCGACAUGGAAGGCGGACACCGCGAGCAGAACCAGCAGAGACCUGCGUACUGUGUUGGAGCGGUAUUUGCCUCCCUACAUGGUGCCCAGCCAUUUCGUAGAGAUGGAAGCGCUCCCGUUGAACCAGCAGACGGGAAAACUGGAUCGCAAGGCCUUGCCCGCGCUACGCGAAGGGGGGGCUGGCACCAAGAAGCCGGCGCAGAUACCGAAGCAUGCCACCGCAACAGAACGACGCACAGCCUUGCGGGAAGUAUGGAGCGAAGCCCUGGAUGUUGACAGCCAGUCCCUGCAGGACGACUGGAACUUCUUUGACCUUGGCGGUAAUUCGCUGACUGGCCUGGCCCUUACGCUGAGCAUCGAAGAGACGUUUGAGAUUGAACUCAGCGGUACUGAGGUCUACGAAUACCCGACCAUCAGUGAGCUGGCAGCAUACUUGGAACAUAGAGGGCCGAAUAUGGAAUCUAACAUUUCGCUCGCCGAAGACUCAAUACUGGCGCCGGACGUCGCGCCGAAAGGCGGCGCUCGGGUUGGCCGAUUGGGCGAAGCGUCGUCGGUGCUGAUCACCGGGGCAACCGGCUUCCUGGGGGCCUUUCUGCUUGAUGAACUGCUGCGCGCCACGGGCCGGGACACUCGUUUUUACUGCUUGGUCAGGGGACGAAAUACCGAACCGAGGACGUCCGCCAACCGAAUACUGGAGACCCAGAGGUUUUACGGGCUGGCUGGCCAGUCCAUGCAACACAGGAUCGUCUCUGUCCAUGGGGACCUUACCCAGCCCCGGAUGGGAUUGGAUGAUGAGGAGUAUCAGCGACUCUCGGACGAGAUAGACCUGAUAUUUCAUUGCGCCGCCUCCGUCAAUUACGCCUAUCCCUAUGCCGCAGCGAAGCUCCACACGGUGGGCGGGACGUUGGAGGUGCUGAAGUUCGCCUGCAACUCUACAACAAAGCCAAUCCAGUACAUUUCAUCCAACGGCGUUUUUCCCGGAGGAGACGACACUCCCUACCUGGAAAACAGUCAGAUUGACGACUUCGUCGACAGGAUGGAGGGAGGCUACAACCAAGCCAAAUGGGUUGCGGAACGGCUGGUGUGGUCGGCGGUUUCCCGGGGACUGCCGGUGUGCGUUUUCCGUCCGGGCAACAUAGGCCACCACAGCGGAACCGGCACGGUCAAUCCGAAUGACUUCCUUUCACUGAUCAUCAAGGCCUGCGCGCGACUCGGUUGCACUCCCAUGGUGCCGGACUGGUUCUUCGAGAUGACCCCCGUGGACUUUUUGGCGACCGCCAUCACGAGGAUUUCAGACGAUCCGGCGCAUCUGGGCAAGGUUUACAACGUGGUCCAACAGGACCCGGUCCCCGCCGACCAGGUCUUCGCUUACAUGGAGCGCCACGGAUACGCAACCGAACGUGUCCCAUUGGGGGAGUGGAAAUCACGGCUGGCAGCAAUGGCCGAGCGCGGGGAAGACAUGGAGAUGAGAGUCCUGGUUCACUCUCUGGACUCAGUCGAAUCGUACCUGUCUGAUACCAGCUCUUACGACAUCAGCCGGUUCGCGGAGGCGAUUGCCGGAUUUGGACUUACAAUGCCGCCAGUUGAUGUGGCCUACGUAACCAAGUUUCUGAGGACGUGA
Geodia barretti is the source of this 2979-nucleotide messenger RNA. The record is from the annotation of a GenBank genome assembly. NCBI's taxonomy places the organism in Eukaryota, Metazoa, Porifera, Demospongiae, Tetractinellida, Geodiidae.